Messenger RNA from Scylla paramamosain (green mud crab), 1440 nucleotides. RefSeq names its product two pore potassium channel protein sup-9-like. The transcript is spliced from 5 exons. The record is from RefSeq and is a predicted model, not a curated record. Gene Ontology annotation, cellular component: plasma membrane. Gene Ontology annotation, biological process: stabilization of membrane potential; potassium ion transmembrane transport. Lineage: Eukaryota; Metazoa; Arthropoda; Malacostraca; Decapoda; Portunidae. Gene Ontology annotation, molecular function: outward rectifier potassium channel activity; potassium ion leak channel activity. Bases 222 to 1061 code for a protein of 279 amino acids.
ACAAGCGUGAAGAGACGUCAGGCAAUUUAGCAAAGACUAUUAAAGUUCAAACAUCUGAGGGCCAUAAAUCACACACCUCCGCCUUGUGUGUUGAUUGCAUAUUAUGAAUCACUGGUGCUCCUCGCCGACACUCCUGUGACCCGUGUGUUUGUAUCUUUGCAGGCUACGGCCACUCCACGCCCAACACGGUGGCGGGCAAGAUCUUCACCAUCCUGUACGCCAUGGUGGGCAUCCCGCUGUGUCUGGUGCUCUUCCACUCCAUUGGCGAGCGGCUCAACAAAGUGUCCUCCAUCGGCAUCAGGCAAAUCAAGAAGAUACUAAAGUGCCAGGACACGGACGCCACGGAGGUGGACCUCAUCCUGGUGGUGACGACGCUUUCCACUAUCACCAUCACCUCAGGGGCAGCCGUCUUCUCCAAAUACGAGAGUUGGUCCUAUUUCGACUCUGUCUACUACUGCGUCAUCACCCUCACCACCAUAGGGUUCGGGGACAUGGUGGCGCUGCAGAAGGAUCAGGCGCUGGACAAAAAGCCGGAGUACGUGACCUUCGCCCUCAUUUUCAUCCUGUUCGGCAUGGCGAUCGUGGCCGCCUCCCUCAACCUGUUCGUGCUGCGCUUCGUCACUAUGAACACGGAGGACGAGCGGCGGGACGAGGCGGAGGCUCUACAGGCGGCGGCGGGGGCGGUGCGAGUGGAGGGGGAUGUAAUCACCGCCAACGGCUCCAUCCUGUCCGGCCAGUGUCCCCAGGAAGGCGCCUCCUUCACCGAUCUCACCUCCGUCUGUUCGUGCACCUGCGCCUCCUGUGCGCCCUGCCACGCCCUUCCCUUUAGGAGGUCAUACAGUUUUCGGAAGCGGUCCAAGUACCUCUCGUACAUCUUGCCGCGAGCAAACCGUCUUCGGCAGCAGCGGGAACAGCAGCUUCAGCGGGACCUGCAGAUGACGCAGCGAGACCACGACCCACAAGUGACCCACACUGAGACACAAGAGGAAUUGUGCUCCUCCUCGUACGAAUGCGAGGUUAUAUCCACUCCUGCGCAGAUUCACAAAAGAAACUCUGUUUAGCUUUGGUGGAGGGGCGCGCAGGGCUCGGGGACUUGUGCGGCAAAGAGGUCGUGGCACACAUGUUUGGUGCACGAGUGUGGACUUUUGAAGCCCGACCAGGCCACUGGGAACGAAUUGGGCGCAGGUAACAAGAAAAAAUUCAAUGAAGUACGCCAAAAUAUUUACAACGUGUUGAUCUGUUUCUUUACGAGACUGAGGCAGCUGAUGGUCAGGGAACUUUUUGACCCCUUGGCGGUGACGCGCCACAGGGGAGCACCAGCUCGCGCCGCUGCCGGGCAGGUGCACAGGCGGGGGUCGAGGCCACCCAGGAGUGCCCGCGACGCACCCCGGACUAUGCCUGACUAUUGUAAGAUAUCCGGUUCUUAUUUGUUAUAGAUAU